Messenger RNA from Adineta ricciae, 816 nucleotides. Lineage: Eukaryota; Metazoa; Rotifera; Eurotatoria; Adinetida; Adinetidae. The record is from the annotation of a GenBank genome assembly.
AUGGCUAGCUCAACUACCAUGAAUAUAUCAACCCUCAUAUGCGCCAUAAUUGUGGCACUGCUUAUCAAAACCAACGAAAUAUCUGCUGCUUCCCAAACUUAUGAUUCCACUUGCAGUUGUCUUUCGCUCAACGGCAGUGUUUGCAUGCACUAUUCAUGCAAAACAACAGUAUCAAUAUCCUGUUUCGCUAGUGUGAGUCGUGUCGAACUUCCAGAUGGAUCGUCAAAAUCUGUGUCUCAUCUACAAAUCGGCGAUCGUGUACGAGUGAAUAAAAACCACACCUACGAGCCAGUUAUUGCUUUCAUUCAUGCAAAACAACAUGGUCUCUUCGACUUCCUUCAAAUCACCACCCGUUCACUUCUCUCCAACUCAACUUCCGUUUUGCUCGUGUCUCCGGAUCAUCUCGUAUUCGACUUCGAUUCGAACAUUGCUCGUUUUGCAGGCAAAUUUCUUGUGGGCGAUCGACUUCAGUUCAUUGAAAAUGAACAGACAGUGCCUGGUGAGAUCAUUAGCAUAAAACUGAUCAAAGCACAAGGAUACUAUGCACCUCUCACUCCAUCUGGAACUAUCGUUGUCGACGGUGUUGUUUCGUCAAACUAUGCUACUGUGAGCAACCAUGCUCUGGCUCACUUCUUCAUGGGUGCAUAUCGGUGGUGGGUGAAUGUUGUAGGCUCGCCCUCACCGUCUGAGAAGGUGCACUGGUUAGUGGAUGUGAUGCAGUAUAUUGAAGGUAUGAUUCGAUGGUGUGGUGCAGAGAUCUGGAGUGGCUAUGAAGUAUAUGAUGGUGUGUUUCAAGUGUCAUCCAUUGUGAUGUGA